CUCCAGAUUACCUCCAAUUCGCCGCUUCCGCAACUGAUUGUAUGGAUCAGUGUGACGCCGAAACAGCAUUCAACUGCUGGUCAUACAGUUAUGUGGACAACAGGUGCCAACUUAGUGGAGACAGCAGUGUCACGUGGGGACGAGAUGUUGAACUACCGACACAUCCUGGUGCUCUGUAUGGAGAACUGAAGUGCUUUUUUGAACAAUGCGAUAAUGGGGUAAUGACUUUUGAAAAGAUGACAGGAGUUUUGCUGCGGUCAGCUCAAGGUACCAUGAUGAAAGUGAACAAAGCUGGAGCCCUGGGGAACACCCUGGAAUGUGCCAAGAUCUGCCUAGACGAUGGCACAGAAUGCCCGGCCUUCAGCGACCACUACCACAACAUGAGAUGUGACAGAUUGGACAGGAACUCGAACGGGAGAACUCAAGAACUUAUCGCAAGAGACGGGGAAAGUUAUUUUGAGAAGAUAUGUCUCCAAGGUCCAGAAGCUCAGGCAUGUUCCGACAAGGCAUGGGCGUUCGAAAGAGCAUUAGGCUACGAGCUGGCUGACGGAUUGUAUCAGAAGACCAUCACCAAAGUGGAAACUCGUACCGUAUGCAUCCAGCAUUGCCUAUCCGAAAGAGAGUUCACCUGCCGCUCGGCAAGGUACGACGAAGAGAGUGGGGAAUGCAAACUGUCAGCAGCAGACAGGAGGACAGAACCGAUGAAGUACUAUCGCAGUGAAGAUGCCCGUGUGAGCUAUCUUGAAAACAGUUGUUUGCCAGUGGACACAUCAUGCCCGUACGUCGAGACAGAAGAUGCUUAUCCCACUUAUGCAAACAUCAUUCAAACAGAAGGUGUAUCCACGCUGGAAUCCUGCAGAGACCUCUGCAACAACCUGCUUCGCUUCUCAUGCCGAUCUUUCUCCUAUUACUCAAGUGCAUUGCAAUGUUUCCUCAGUGGUGACGACAAAGCCAGUGGCGGAUCUGCAGCAAUCCAGCGUCGUCCUGGUAUCAUCUACUACGAAAGAAUGUGUCCUCAGCCCAGCACUAUAGAUUCGUUCACUGAGACCACAUCUUCUCUCAUCACUGCCACUUCACCAGCUCCAUUACCGACGCAGGGAAUAUCCAGUAACACACAAGCCCAGUUUCAGGAGAAAGAAACUACCCAGAAGACUAGACCACCUUACCAACCAGCAGAGCCUUCACGUCCAGAAUGCAGCCCAACAGAACGCCUCAUCUUCGAGAAGUUGACCGGAUACGAGCCUUUCGGUGUAACUUCCACUCUGUUGUACCGAGGUGACAGUUCGACUCCUGGCAUUACUUCAGAAUGCGUCCGGCGAUGUCAGGCUCUGUCUGACUGCCGAUCUUUUGUUCUGGACCACCAGCGGUUCGAAUGUUCCAGUAUACAAGACCCACCAAGUAUCCAUCCAGCUGAUUUCCGGUCAUCGAUAGGGAAGACUUUUUUCGGAGGCAUUUGCGUACCAGCAUAUGUUGGGUGCUCUAAAUUAUGGGUUUACGAGAGGCUCAUGGAUCACGAACUGCAAGGACUUUCUCCAAUUGACGUCGUCCGAGUCGUCAGCCUGGAACAAUGUCAACAGCACUGCUUAGAAACUCGGAAAUACGUGUGUCGUUCUGCCAAUUACUUUCAUUUGAGGAGGGAAUGUCAUGUUUUCGGAGAUGACAGGACUGCUGCUAAGUCUCAUUUGGUGGACUCAAGUAGAGUGGACUACUUCGAGAAUCAAUGUCUUGUUGAAACGUCAUUUUGCCCGUACCAGAAAUCAGAGGAAGACAUGGCCAUGGUGUACGUCACCAAAUCCAUAUCAGACACGCCCUCUACCCUUCACUGCGAGCGGGAAUGCAACAGGGAGAGAGAGUUCAACUGCAGAAGUUACACCUUCUGGGAUCAAGGCGCUCGUGGUAGCGUGUGUAUGCUCAGCGCAGAGAGUCGCCUUACUGGACAAGAUGUGGGGAUAUCCUACAGACAAAGUGCCACCUACUCUGGGAAGAACUGCAAGACAUCAAUAUCCGACCCCAGACAAGUUCCAACGGUGUAUCCACCCAUUCCAGAAUCCACCAAAGGAAUCACCGAAGAGCACCUUCCAAACAUCAAGGAGUUACCUCCAUUCCAUAAGCACCCACCACCACCACCGCCGCCACACUUACCACCACUACUCAAGCCGCCGCCUCCACCACCACCAGUUCCUUAUAAGCCUCCACCACCUCCACCACCACCGCCGAUACCACCCAUGCCUCUGAUGCCCCCUCCGAUUUGUACGAGCCACCAAUUUACUUACGAGAAAGUAAUUGGCCAUGACGUGCGUGGGGGCAGAAGAGAAAGGGUUCCAACGAGGGUGCCUGUUGGCGUCGUGCAAUCCUGCCAAGCCGAGUGCCAAAGGCUGGGAGAAAGAUGCCAAGGAUUCGUAGUUCAGUAUAAGAGUUAUCAGAACUGUUACGUAAUUUUACGAGAUCCUACUGAUGAACCGAUACUGAUACCGUCGUUUGAUUCUGUAUAUUUCAACAAAGUCUGUCUCAGAGAAAAAGCGUGUCAGAAGCUCUGGAGUUUCGAGAGAUACCUGCACCACGAGAUGCAUUCGGAACCCAUUCGAGAAACUUCGGAAGUCUUGGAAAGAACCGACUGCGAAGACUUGUGUCUUCGGGAGAGACCACAUUGCAAAUCGGCUGUUUACAAUUACGUCGAAAGAACUUGCUUUCUUUACGCAGACACGAAACGAUCAGCAGCGAAUAGAUUUGCCUACUCCAACGAAGAAGUGGAAUAUCUUGACAAUCAGUGUUCAGCAGAUUCACCAACGUGUCAAUAUCGCGACUUCCCGGAUCGUUUUUUACCUCAACUGGACCGGCUCUCCAGAGCCUUCAACUUGAAGGAUUGCCAACGACAGUGCGACACGGAACGCGAUUUCACCUGCAGAUCCAUCAACUUUGAAAUGGUGGCAAGAGAUUGUGCCCUCAGCAGCGAAGACAUAUCAAGCCUCCCACAAGGCAUCAGUGCCCUACAACCAAGAAGGAACUCGCUUUACAGCGAAAAAGGAAGUUGUGAACAAGUAUCAGUUCAAUGUAAUCCACAAGACAUGCUGCUAACAAUUCACUUCGACAGUCCAUUCCAUGGAAGGGUAUAUGCAAAAGGAAACCCAUCGCAGUGCUUUGUAGUUGGCACAGGUCAAACCAGCUUGCAAUUUGCCAUUUCCAUGGGUGCCCGCUGUGGAACAACGCCUGAAUCGAACGACCAGUUCGUGAAUGAGGUGGUUGUCCAGCAGCACCCAGUCAUCAUGACAGACCAUGACAAAACGAUCAAAGUGGUUUGUUCAUUCGAAACGCAAGAGAGGACGUACACUAUGGCAGGGCCUGGAGUUGGAGGCCCAGGUGUUGACGUAGCUCGAACAUACAACAAAGCUCCGCUAACUGCUGUCGUGACGAACACUGCUCCCCCUCCCAACGUCGCCAUGAGAGUGUUGGAUCGAACUGGGAAAGAUGCUAGAACUGUUGGAUUAGGAGAAGAACUGACGCUUAAAAUAGAGCUUCGAGAACCUUCAAGUGCAUUUGCCAUAUUUGCUAGAAAUUUAUAUGCUCGUAGUUCUAACGGAGAGUCACUAUUUUUGAUCGACAGUUCGGGGUAA
Uloborus diversus is the source of this 3611-nucleotide messenger RNA. RefSeq lists its product as uncharacterized. Bases 42 to 3611 code for a protein of 1189 amino acids. The record is from RefSeq and is a predicted model, not a curated record. NCBI's taxonomy places the organism in Eukaryota, Metazoa, Arthropoda, Arachnida, Araneae, Uloboridae. The transcript has 14 exons.